AUGGCCGAUCACCAACCAUAUGUUACUAUUCGUUCUCGGAGGCCAGUCGAAGGCCCAGGUUCGAGAAGCACCGGUUCUCUUAUGUCUGCUACCCGUGCGUUUCCUAACCGCGGAAGGUCGUCGGCCAGGUACAACAAUGUCCAAGUGUUGCUACUGCACUGGAACUCAGAUGAUCUUUUCGUGAUACCUGAACUAGAGGAUCUCGAAAAGUGUCUAAGCGAGGAUUAUGGCUUCCAAACUGACAUCUUUGCCAUCCCUUCAGAAAACUCUCAUCUUGAGUUGAUGAUGCGGAUUGGCCAACUUAUUAAAGAUCAUGAGUCUCAAGACACCCUGUUUGUUGUAUACUACGGUGGACACGCCAGAAUAGACGAAUCCAGACAAAGCACCUGGUGCGCAACGCGAGAAGCGAACUCUCCGUGGCUUCAAUGGUCUGCAAUCCAGACUCUCCUUGAACGCUCACUAUCGGAUGUUCUCAUUCUACUGGAUUGCUGUGCUGGGGCCGCAAGUGCCACGUUUCCCAGUGGUGCCAGCAUUACUGAGACCAUCUCAGCCUCGAGUUGGGAUGCUAUCGCCCCGGACCCUGGACGUUACUCUUUCACCAAUGCUCUUAUUGAGGUACUCCAAGAGUGGAGGGUUCGUGCCUUCUCUGCUGCAAUGCUCCAUGCUGAAGUCCUCGCUCGUCUGAAACAUCCUCGGCCCAUCACCAUCAACGGCAAAUACUUUGAAGCUCGAUCCACCCCUGUACACUUCAUGAUGACUUCUAAUCACAAAGCGCCCAGCAUUGAAAUGUCCCGCAUGUCUCGUGGUGACAACCUGCCCUCUCCCGAGUUGACACCAAUGCCUGAGAUGGCACAUGAAUCAGGUCGGGCAGCUGAUUCUGCACCUGUUUCGCGAAAUGACUACAUGUUUACCGAACCUAACGAGGAUACCCCUCAUGUCAUGAUUUCUUUGGCAUUAGAAGACGACCAAAGGCUUGACAUCAACGCAUGGGAACAAUGGCUGGGAGCAUUUCCUGCCAUGGCUAAAUAUGUUAAGGUACAAGGCGUUUUCAAGAGUCACUCGACAAUGCUUCUUGUUUCCAUGCCAGUUUCCAUCUGGGAUCUACUCCCAGAGGAUCAUGCGACAUCUUUCGUAGCCUUCAUCCGUUCCAACAACCUGAUGGCUCAGAAACCCCGAAACCAAUCAGUGCCAACCUUGGUUCCUGCAAACCGCUAUACUACCGAAAAUGAUAGUGCAUCUUUCGUUUCCGAUGUUUCUGGGACGACGUUUACGCCUACAGAGAUGACGGGACGGACUGGUCAACUGGGGGCUUUUCGGGAUCCUACGUAUGGCAGGCAAAUCGGCUCCGUAGCGAGGGCUCAUCCCUCACCUAGUCAGCAAGUCUCGCCCCUUCACAUGCCGACACAACCUCUGUCACCAUCCCAGAGCUUAUCGCAACGACCCGUGAGGCCUAUGCACUCAACAACAUCACUUACCAUGUUACAAAGACAACAAUCGGCAUUAUCUCUGGGAAGCGAUAGAAACCUAACACGGCAGAUGAUUAUGAACCAACAGCAAGCUCUACGACGCACAACCUUUGGAGUUGAUGUUCCGGAACCCAAAAAGUUUUCUCCUCAUGUUGAAAAGCGCCUUGAGGAGUAUUAUCAAACUGAGCCAUUGCCAAAUGAUGGUCAGAAGGCAUUCUUUGCAUCGAAUUUGGGCGUGGAACCUUGGCAUGUAGAGGUCUGGUUUCAUCAUCGAAGGGAGAAGGAUGCCUUUGCUCAACGUUUUGCAUCCCUCCAAGUUGAAGGUUCUCAAGUUCAACCCCAUGGAGGGCCACGUAUGAUCUUGCCAUCAAACCUUGGUGAACUUUUAGACAUAUCAUUACCGGGGCAGAGCAUCAUACUUGAUCUCCGAUCUUCAACGGAAUUCCAAAAAUCACACAUCAAGGGCGCGAUACACUUUCGUGCCCCUCAAUCAUUCUUACGUCCUGCAUCUUUGGAUAUGAUCGAGCGCGUCUUUGCCGACGCACAAAGCAGGAGAACGUUCUCACAAUGGCAGCAGGCCAGUUGUAUUGUCUUCUACUCACGUGGCCUUGACCACCCAUGGGAAUGCCCCUCGGCGGAGAUAUUAUUUGAGAAACUCUCGGCUUGUGGCUGGCGUGGUCGCUGCUUCAUCCUGAAAGGCCAUUACCGAGAAUUCAGUGGCUCUUUCAGUAAUCAUAUCCACCGCGCGCAGGAUGGAGGUUCUGAAAGAGCUCUGUCCAGUUUGUCGGUUGCCAGCAAGGGUAUAUCCGGCAACGAGGGGCGGUUUGCUGAGCUGGUCGCUCGACUGGAAAAAGAGGAACAUGCGCCAAAUCUCAGCUCUUCCCCUGGGUACGAUAACGAACGAAUCACAGCACUAGCAGAACAGGAGAAGGUACUCGAGACCGAGUUCCAGAACCACGUCCCUGCGCUGCUCAAAAAAGCACACAACGUCCACGGCGUUGGUAGAUCAGACAAUGAAAGCUUUGUGACUAAAGCUCAAAUGGUGGAGUAUCUGGAUCGCGGCUUGACAAAGAUUCGAGAUGCUCAUAUUCCACAAGCACCAGCCACUGUCUAUGCACCGGGACAUUCUAAGCUAGCAACUGAGGGUUAUCGCGAGCAACCAAACGUGAACAGGGAAUCAGACGAGUACGUUGAGGUCAGUCGAGGAGAUGAGACACUGCCAGAUGGAAGCCCGCAAACUACAAGCAAGGGCAAGGAUAUUCGGACAAUGUCGUCUCCCGAAGAAAUAUCCCGAAGGGGGCGUGGAGGAGGUAUUUUGAAUAAAUGCGACUCUCGAUAG
Fusarium graminearum PH-1 is the source of this 2805-nucleotide messenger RNA. RefSeq lists its product as uncharacterized. The coding region runs from base 1 to 2805 and encodes 934 amino acids. Gene Ontology annotation, molecular function: DNA binding. NCBI's taxonomy places the organism in Eukaryota, Fungi, Ascomycota, Sordariomycetes, Hypocreales, Nectriaceae. The record is from RefSeq and is a predicted model, not a curated record. The transcript is spliced from 5 exons.